Lecanosticta acicola is the source of this 1314-nucleotide messenger RNA. NCBI's taxonomy places the organism in Eukaryota, Fungi, Ascomycota, Dothideomycetes, Mycosphaerellales, Mycosphaerellaceae. The record is from the annotation of a GenBank genome assembly.
AUGGCUCCUAAACGUAAGAGAGCGACUUCUUCCGCCGCGAACAAAGGGGACACUGCGGACACCAUGGUCGCCCAGACGAGCUCGCGCGAUGCAUCUGGCGAAGAUGCGGCGGACCCUAUCCUCGAGGACGUGAAGGAACGGAAAUCCAUGGAUCCUCCUGCUAAGCGCACACGAGCUAGCAGCUCUGCUACCAAAAAGACCGAGACCAACGCGAAUGGCAAGAAACCUGAGAAGAUUGCAGUGCAGACUGGUGGGCGCGUUGAGAUGCCCGUGAACGGCGCGAAGCCGGGAGAAGGCGAGCAGGGUGAAGCUGGGAAGAUGAGCAUGGAAGCACCGCCCAAGGCAGGAGUCGUGGAUCCUGCUGGAGGAUAUAAAACGAACCCGCCGCCGAAGGGUCGGCCUGUGAGGGUGUAUGCAGACGGUGUCUUUGAUCUGUUCCAUUUGGGACACAUGCGCGUUCUCCAGCAGGCCAAGACAUCUUUCCCGGAUACCUACCUCAUCGUGGGAGUCACCGGGGACGCGGAAACUCAUAAACGGAAAGGCUUGACGGUGAUGUCCGCGAAGGAAAGAGCGGACAGUGUGCGGCACUGCAGAUGGGUGGAUGAGGUGAUUGAAGACUGUCCUUGGAUCAUUGAUGUGGAUUUCCUGGAGAAGCACAACAUCGACUAUGUCGCGCACGACGAUCUUCCAUACGGCGCCAGCGAGGGGGAUGACAUCUACAAGCCCAUCAAAGAGAAGGGCAUGUUCCUGGUGACGCAGAGAACGGAGGGUGUUUCGACUACCGGAAUCAUCACCAAGAUCGUGAGAGACUACGAGCAGUAUGUCGGUCGACAGCUGAAGCGCGGAACUUCGCGUCAAGAAUUGAACGUCUCCUGGCUCAAGAAGAACGAAUUGGACAUCAAGCGGCACGUCUCGGAGCUCCGCGAUACGAUCCGCAACAACUGGACUACCACGGGGCAAGAAGUCAGCCGGGAAAUCCGACAAUUCUGGCAGUCUAGUAGACCUUCGAGCCCGGCUCCGUCCAUCAACACCAAUGGAGGUCGAACUCCUCGGCCGACCGAACGGCUCGCCGACGGCCAGCGCGCCAGCACGCCGCAGAAGAGCAUGGAUUUCGCGACGGGAUACGCCAUGGGUCUCAUUGGAGGCGUCAAGGGGUGGAUGGAAGGCAGUCGCCGGAGGAAUCUGUCUGAUUCGAGGGCGCAGAGCCCGACGGACGCGGAGAUGGAAGAUAGUCAGGAGGAGCGAAGUCCGGUCGAGGAGGACAGCAGCCGGGGAAGGCAGGCGGAGAAGAUUAUGGAACAGGUCCAUUCCUAG